AUGAAGUACUUCAAGCUAGUUUUGACAGCGGGGGCCUGCGCGCAGGCUUUUUUGGUUCCCGAGCGGUGGGCGGACGCCAUGGCGGAGGCCAUCGCACCCGUGGCACGCAACCCGCUUCUAUUCAACGAGGAGCCCAAGUUGGUGCCGGAUCUCUUUCGCCAGGACAAGCCGUUAGUGUCGUCGGAGAAGUUGCAGGAGAUGAUCACGGUUGGGCAGUUGAACUCGAGUGCAUGGGAGCUCUACCGGAUAGCGACGAUGUCGACGCCGGAGUACGGGCAUCCCACGCGGGUGAUCGGCUCGGCGGGCCACAACGGGACGGUGGAGUACAUCUUGGAGGAGCUUGGCAAGUUGGGCGACUAUUACGACGUGAGCGUGCAGAACUUCGGUGCGCUCGUGGGUGAGCUACGGUCGUACAACUUGACGUACAUGAACGACACGGAAGUGCCCUGGUCGAACGUACUACACUACUCUCCGUCGGUGGAACUCUUCCAGGGAAAGCUACUGCAUGUGCCGAACCUAGGGUGUGACGAGGACGACUACCGGGCCUUGGUUGUGGGCGCAAACGAGAUUGCAUUGAUCGAGCGUGGUGAGUGUGAAUUCCGCAGGAAGAGUAUUCUUGCCGGGACUUUCGGGUUUAAGGCUGCGAUUAUCUACAAUAACGAUCCGGAGGAGGGCGGUAUCUCCGGGACACUAGGCAACCCUGACGAACACAUGAUCUCCACCUUCGGCGUUUCCUAUGAUGUGGGUAACAGUCUUGUGGCAGCGAUCAGCCUGGACCCUACGUUUUCCCUAAAUGCCAUGGUAGACUCUACCGUAAAAGAAAUUACUACCCAGAACGUCAUUGCAGACACCAAGGGCGGCGACCCAGAGAACAUUGUCAGCUUGGGUGCACACUCCGACUCUGUUUUUGCAGGGCCGGGCAUCAACGACGACGGCUCUGGCACCAUUUCGUUGCUAACCGUAGCGAAGCACUUGGCGAACUUCAGCGUUAAGAACAAAGUCCGUUUUGCAUGGUGGUCAGCCGAGGAAGAGGGCCUUCUAGGGUCUGAAUACUAUGUCAGCCAGCUAUCGCCUGAGGAAAAUCAGAAGAUCAGAUUGUUCAUGGACUACGAUAUGAUGGCGUCUCCAAACUAUGAGUACGAGGUGUACGAUGCGAACAACAGGGAGAAUCCAGCUGGGUCUGAGGAACUAAAGAACUUGUAUAUUGACUAUUAUACUUCCCACGGCUUGAACUAUACUUUAGUUCCAUUUGAUGGUAGAUCCGAUUAUGUCGCCUUCAUCCAAAAUGGUAUCCCUGGCGGCGGGGUUGCCACGGGUGCUGAGAAGAUCAAUGCACUCAAUAACGAUCCAUUUGACAAGUGCUACCACCAACUAUGCGAUGACACGGGUAACUUGAACUUCGAGGCAUUCAUGGUCAACACUAAGCUAAUUGCGCAUGCAGUUGCCACUUACGGAGCAUCACUAGAGGACUAUCCAUUGAGAAGCACGGAUGGUCUGAUGACCCUGGCUGCAACUACCCAGUCGCCACGGUUCCACUACAAGGGUAACAGUUUGAUUUACUAA
Messenger RNA from Eremothecium gossypii ATCC 10895, 1563 nucleotides. It is a transcript of the gene APE3, whose product is annotated as aminopeptidase Y. The coding region runs from base 1 to 1563 and encodes 520 amino acids. NCBI's taxonomy places the organism in Eukaryota, Fungi, Ascomycota, Saccharomycetes, Saccharomycetales, Saccharomycetaceae. Gene Ontology annotation, molecular function: metalloexopeptidase activity. The record is from RefSeq and is marked provisional. The transcript has a single exon. Gene Ontology annotation, biological process: proteolysis.